AGAGACUAAGAUCUAAGCCGAGAAUGCUGCGUUCCUUAUUCUGCAAGUUUCUUGCUGACUGGUGGAAAAAAGUGACUCUAGGGUGUGUCUACACAGCAGUGAGCCCAGCUCAGACUCAGGUUUGAGACCGCGCCCCUUUUUGUCCACACACAGAUCAGUCUGACUCCGGUCAAGUCAGGUCCUAGCAUCCUGCUGGGGCGAGUCUGAGCCUGCGUCCUGGUGUGACUCCGGUCCGAGCUCUGCCAUUUUGCAGUGUGGACACAGCUCAAGCUGCAGACCCAUCAGAAGGCAAACCUCGAACCCAGACCCUACAGAAACCAGUAAGAGGAAACAGAACCAGGAUGAUUCUGUGACCUGGAAUUGAUUUGGUCAGCACCUGCUAAGGCCUAGUUGACCCUGGGGAUAAAAGCCGUGCCAAGGAUACCUUUGAAACAGUUCAUUCGAACACAGCUCGGGCCCAGCCUGGCUGGUCGGGGUCUUCAGGUAAAACUCACAAUCCAAUUGUAUUUGAAAGGAGUUUUUCCUGAUCACCCCACGUAGCCAAACCGCACCUGAGCUGUAAUCCAGUGAGCUGCUUUGAAGAUCUCCUUACGAAGGGCUCUGCCGGCACCGCCAGACCCACUGUGAACAGGGCCGUAGUUACCACUGGCUGCAGAAAGGUGAACAUGCCCCCUGUUUUGGAGUCCGCAAUUCUUUCGGAGACAGAAAAGAUGUGGAACGGGUUGUAUCCUGCUGAGAAGAUAAAGCCAAAUCCACUCCUGGCUUCCCAUGUAACCCAAAUGAAACCAAACGGAACAACUCAUGUGACCAUCCCACCAAAGGAUGGAGAGAGCAGCAAAAUUUAUCCUACAGGUUUGCUCUCUAGGUGGAAAUCACAGGCACGUCGCUGGGCAGUUCUGAACAUGGUUCUUGUUCCCAUCCUGACCAUCACUGUCAUCACCCUCAUCGUCGCCCUCAUCGCCCUGUCAGCAAGGAAAUCUGAGCCGUGUCCAGCUGGUCCUGCCUGCCCGGACGGCUGGCUCGGGUACCUGGGGAAGUGUUACUAUUUCUCAGAGACUGAAGGAAACUGGACCUACAGCCAGAACAACUGCUCAGCACUCGGUGCCUCCCUGGCCGUGAUCGACACCCAGCAGGAAAUGGAUUUCAUGAUGCGCUAUAAAGACAUCCCCAACUAUUGGAUCGGCCUCCGGAGGGACCUGAACCAGACCUGGAAAUGGGUCAGUGGCACCAAAUUCAGCAACUGGUUUAUAAUAGCAGGAGAAGGGUUGUGUGCUUUUCUGAACAGUGGCGAUAUUUCCAGUUCAGGCUGCUCCAGGGAGGGACGCUGGAUCUGCAGCAAACCAGUGGAGAAAACAGAAGGCAGAGCACAGUGACAGUGACCUGGAUGAGGCUGGGCCUUGUCCUUUUAACGGGGCUGUCCCAAGCUGCCUCAGCAAGUGGGGGACUGGAUGGGGCUGGCGAAGGGGGACAGCCCCAGCAGCAAGGAAGAGAGACGGUCGCUGAAAGACAGCGUAUAGCUCCUCCCCUUGGAGCCUCUGGCACCCAUUGGCCCAUUUGGGAAUGUGGGGUGCUCCAGGGAUUUAACAGGGAGACCACAUAAUGUGGGUCUUUUAUGGCUCCAUUCCAGCAGCCCCACCCUGAAUUAGGGGCGAGACUCCGUGGCCCUCCCAGGCUGAGGGCAGCCCCUGUGUUCAGGUUUAAUAACAUUUGGAGCCUGCAGCUUAAAAACCAGGCGUAGGAGCCUGAGAAGAGCUGAGCGAUCUGGCCAGGGGAAUGAAGGGGCUGGGGUGAACCCCUGCAGCCUGGCGGAAGGACCCCUGAUCUCCUGCUGUAAGGCGAGAAGGGCUGGUUUGCAGGCCCUGCUGCGAGAGCAUGAAGAGAAGCAGCGAACAGGAGGGGAUGUGAACCGCUGCUCCCAACCCUGUAGGGAAACUGAGGCAACAGCUGCAUCCUGCCAACAGGGGAGUCCCCACAAGGACUAAUAAACUGAGGACAAUCCCUUCCAUCUGUCAUUCUCUCCUAUCUAAUGCCUGCCUUUAUACCACACUCUUCACUAUAAUGUCCUGCCUUGUGUAUGUCCCAGUGCUAUAGCUGGAAAAACAAGAGCACCCCAACAAUCGGACAGAUGGAAUACACUAUAGCCAUAAGACAGGACAUGGCAGUUGUUUGUACUUCACAAGCAGUAGGGUGUGAAAAAUUGGCAGCAAAUCCUGCUGGGAGAGGAAACGGGUAUAAAAGCCAAGGGCCCCGUCUAUGGCACAGAGACAGAAUCUUUUGACUAGGAAACUGGAAGGGGAACAGCCAAACCUGCAGCGUCCCUCCUCUCAGAGACCCAGGGCAGGAGCCGGAGACGAGCAGUGGCCGGACUGAUCUGCCAGAGACUGUCUCUGGAGGUGUUGUGGCCCCUGCAGCCAUGGGGGAAGGACUCAAACUCCUGCUGUAAGGCGAGAAGGGCUGGUUUGCAGGCCCUGCUGCGAGGGCUGCAGGAGCGUGAAGAGGCACCGCGGACAAGAGGAUUGCUGGCACGUGCUAGGAUAGACUCUGUGUGUGUGUGUGUGUACAUGUACGACAUUUUUAUAAUAAUAAACCAGCUCCCAGAAGGGACAUUUUUAUUUUGUAAA
Caretta caretta (loggerhead turtle) is the source of this 2621-nucleotide messenger RNA. NCBI's taxonomy places the organism in Eukaryota, Metazoa, Chordata, Testudines, Cheloniidae. The record is from RefSeq and is a predicted model, not a curated record.